AUGAAAUUAGGAUAUAAUGAAAUAAUGAUAACAUCAAUGUAUUUCAAUGAUAUUAAUGAUUUUAUUAAUUUAGAAAUGGGUGUUAAAAGAUUUAGAGGAAAUAUAGAACGAUUUCAUUUUAAUCCAAUUCCAUUAGAUGAAUAUUCAAGAAAAUUAUUUACUAAUAUUGAAACAUUUCAUAUUUAUAAUUAUAAUGAUGAAAUAUUUAAUGAUGGAAAAAUAUUUAAACAAGUAAUAUGGUAUCAAGUAGAAUAUUGGAGAUAUUUAUUUGAAAAAAAACAAGGAAAUAUCUAUAAAAAUAUAAAAUAUACAGAAGAAGAUAGAAAGAAAUAUGGAAAUACAAUACCAUCAGAAGUUAAAUCACUUGGAUAUGAAUGUUUUUAUAAUUGUCGUUUAUUAACAACAAUUAAUAUACCAUCAUCAAUAAGUGAAAUAGGAAAUAAAUGUUUUUAUAGAUGUUUAUCGUUCAAAUCAAUUAAUAUACCAUCAUCAAUUAGUAAAUUAGGAGAUUGUUGUUUUAGAUAUUGUACAUCAUUAACAUCAAUUAAUAUUCCAAAAUCAAUUAUUAAAAUAGGAGAUGGUUGUUUUAAAGAAUGUUCAUCAUUAAAAUCAAUUAAUAUUCCAUCAUCUGUUAGUAAAUUAGGAGAUUGUUGUUUUGAUGGAUGUUCAUCAUUAACAUCAAUUAAUAUUCCAACAUCAAUUAUUAAAAUAGGAGAUUAUUGUUUUUAUGAAUGCUCAUCAUUAAAAUCAAUUAAUAUACAAUCAUCAAUUAAUAAAUUAGGAGAUUAUUGUUUUAAAUAUUGUACAUCAUUAAAAUCAAUUAAUAUACCAUCAUCAAUUAAUGAAAUAGGAAAUUAUUGUUUUUCAGAAUGUUCAUCAUUAACAUCAAUUAAUAUACCAUCACCAAUUACUUUAUUUGGACGUGGAUGUUUUUAUAAAUGUGGAUGUAAAGAAGAAUUAAUGAAGAAUAAAAGAAUACCAAGAGAUUGCUUUGAUAAAUAUUGA
Entamoeba dispar SAW760 is the source of this 1005-nucleotide messenger RNA. RefSeq lists its product as uncharacterized. The record is from RefSeq and is a predicted model, not a curated record. Bases 1 to 1005 code for a protein of 334 amino acids. Lineage: Eukaryota; Evosea; Mastigamoebida; Endamoebidae. The transcript has a single exon.